AUGCAUCGUUGGUUCUUUGCCAAUGAGGAACAAAUUUGCCGGAAAUUUACCGCCGAAACACCACCAAUAUCUGAACCAGAACCUAAUAUAUCCUCAAUAGAUGAAAUACCAAUUACAGAAUGGAAAUUUACUGUAAAAUACAAAGGAAAAUUGUGUUCCAACGAAAUAAUGGCCAUAACGGGAAAUAUAGAAAUUUUGGGGAAGUGGCAACUACAACAAUGUGUACCAAUGGUACAGAUGGAAGAAACUCCCGGUUUGUGGUCUUUGACCCUCAGUUUACCACGAAAGUCCUCCGACUUUAUUUAUUACCGAUAUUUAAUAUGUGCCCUGAAUGAGAGAGGUCGUAAGCUGCUACGUUUUUGGGAGACCCAUAAAAAUGGACGUUUGAUUGGAAUCGACGAUAUCCAGGAAUUAGAAACAAUGGAUUAUGAUCGGUUUGGUAUAUAUAAGGGUGUGUAUCAAGUCCAGCGUGGUUGGUUAGCCUGUUCGGAUGUUACGGUGCUACAAUUUCGUUUUCAAAAGGCUCCCUUUGUUUUGAGAGAGCAGCUGGGAGAGAAUUCGAUGUAUUUAAAACUAAGCCUAUUGAAGAUGAAGACCAAGGGUGAGGAAGGCGAGCAAUCAUCUUCAUCUAAACUGAGUUGCAAUUUAUCACAACAUUCCGCAAACCAAAAAGAGAGAUUUGAGCAAAGUUCCUCCAAACCUUGGGCAUUUUGUGAGGUGUCCAAUUUGUGCGGUGAAGCUAAAAAUACUUUACAUUACCAACCAAAAUAUGGCACCAGCUGUGGUCCCAAGGAUAUUUUACUUUUCCACAUGACCUUGGAGGAUAUCAGCAACACGGCUUUUCUAAUUGAUUUGUAUAGAUAUCCUGCCAAGGCCUCUGAGGAUAUACCACCCUAUCAUUAUGGCUAUCAACAUGUUCUACCACAACAAUUGAAAAAUUCCGAAGGUACUCUCACCCUCAACAUUAUGUGUGCUACUAAACAUCGUCCAAUUGGUAGCAUGACCUUGGAAUAUUUGAUUAUAAAACCUCUCUAUAGUUACGAUUUUAAUCUACAGCAAACUUUCCAAAUUCCAUGGAAGAAGAAAAAAUCUCCAUUAGUUAUUGGCCAUAGGGGAUGUGGAAAAAGUUUUUGGCAUCAGGGAGAUAUUUUACGGGAAAAUACGUUGAAAUCUUUUGGCAAGGCCUAUGAACAUGGUGCAGAUAUUACUGAAUUGGAUGUGCAACUGAGUCAGGAUAAAACACCAGUUGUCUAUCAUGAUUUUCAAUUGUAUAUCUCCCGAAAAGAAGAUUUAGAUCGCCAGGAAUUUGAUGUAAUAAAAUUACAAUUGGAGGAAGAUGAAAUCAAUUUCCUAAAACCAUUUGCAAGAACUCUGAAAUCGGGUCUCAUAGGAAUACCUUUGAAUAAAUUUCAUUAUCAGCAAUUAAAAGAGGUCCGGAUUCAUGAAACUUCUUUGGAUAUGCCCUCCACAUCAUCAGCAUCAUCAUCUUCCGAGUCUCCAUGUCCCAAAGAUAAUACCCUAAAUUUACCCUUCCCCAGUCUUCAAAAUAUCCUCAAGAAAUUGCCCGCAAAACUGGGAUUCCUCUUGGAUAUUAAAUGGCCUCAAAGGCUUCGAACCAAUAACCACUACGAAGACAACUUCUCUCCCGAUUUGGAUAAAAACGAAUAUGUAGAUAUUAUUUUGGAUAUUGUCGUUCGUCAGGCUGGCAAUCGACGAAUUAUAUUUUCAUCUUUUGAUCCGGAUAUUUGUUCGAUGCUACGAUUUAAACAAAAUCGUUAUCCUGUCAUGUUUACUAUACAGCACUCUCAACCAAAUCAAAUGAAAUAUUUAGAUCCUCGUGGUGAUACGUUAUCCAUUGCUUCAUAUUUUGUCCAGGCAAUAGAGUUAUGGGGUGUUAUUGCCGGAGCAGAGGAUAUUUUGGAACACCAGCAGGAAAUUCAAAAUCUGCACAAACGAAAUACUCACAUCUUUGCUUGGGGUGAUUCUGCUCGUUCCGAACAAUGUCGUAGAUAUUUGAAGGCGGCCGAUGUGGAUGGUAUAAUUUUUGAUCGAAUUAAUCAUGCGACAAGUGAAGAGGAUUUGAAACAGACAAUUGUCUUAAUUGAAAUGAAACAAAAUUAUAAGAAAAUGCCAUUGCGAAAAUAA
Molecule: messenger RNA, 2145 nt
Organism: Musca vetustissima
Lineage: Eukaryota; Metazoa; Arthropoda; Insecta; Diptera; Muscidae
Product: glycerophosphocholine phosphodiesterase GPCPD1-like
Exons: 1
Coding region: 1-2145 (714 amino acids)
Biological process (GO): glycerophospholipid catabolic process
Molecular function (GO): starch binding; glycerophosphocholine phosphodiesterase activity
Source: RefSeq, a predicted model, not a curated record